AUGAAUUUUCUCGGUGCGGUUGGUGGUGACGGCGAUGACAGCGAUGACAAGGAAAAGGAAGAAGAAGCGGAACGCGAACGACAGGAAGCGAUCCGCGAGGCCGAGGAGCGGCGCAAGGAGAAGCAUCGCAAGAUGGAGGAGGAGAGAGAGAAGAUGCGCCAAGAGAUUCGGGAUAAGUACAAAAUUCCUAAGAAGGAGGAAAUGGUGGAACAACAGCAGGCCGAACCAGACAACCCUUUGAUGAGGAAGAAAAAGACUCCCGAGGAAUUGGCUGCGGAGGCUGAGCUGGAAGAUCAAGACGAGUUCACCAAACUCAAAAACACCAUCGAAACGCAAGUGAACGAAUUGAAGUCGCAGAUCGAGAACAGGUGUGUUAUGCAGUGA
Molecule: messenger RNA, 384 nt
Organism: Parnassius apollo (apollo)
Lineage: Eukaryota; Metazoa; Arthropoda; Insecta; Lepidoptera; Papilionidae
Source: the annotation of a GenBank genome assembly